CACCCACCGUCACCACCCGUCUGCCGCUCAGACACCCUUCACUCUGAGGGUGCCGUCCCCGACAGAUUAAAUUAAGGCGGCCGCGCAAAUAUCCUCUCGCGAACACGCUUUCAUUUCCCCACCUACAACUCUCUUGCGAAGAGCCGCGCCGCACCGAUGGACGACCAAGAGUAUCUCGAGCCCGGCUUCGACCCUUCCACCCUCACCGUCCCGCGCCUGCGCUCCAUCCUUGUCGCGCACAAUGUCAACUACCCCUCAUCGGCGAAGAAGAGCCAGCUCAUCGACCUCUUCAACGACAAUGUGCUGCCUUUAGCCCGCAAACUCCGCACAGCGAACGCGCGCGUGAAGCGAACAAGCAGAGGGAUCGUGGAUGUGCCGGCAAGCCAAGGCACUGCCGACGAUGACGAUGAGGACGACGAAGAGGAAGAAGUUGCUCCAUCUACCGCCACGCGAAGUGGAAGGAGAACAACGAGGGCGAAGACUGAGGAGGCGCCGCAGGAGAUUGCCCCCACACCGAAGUCGACUAGACACAGCACAGCACCGCCCGAAAGCGUGUCACGCAGAGCAUCGAGUAAACGCGCACAAGCCGUCGCCGUUGACGAGGCGCCGGAGCCUAAGAGAUCCGCGUCACGCAAGUCGAGAUUGAGCGCGCAGACGCCUGUUGCUAAGUCGGGCUUUGCGGAUGAUGAUAGUCCGUUCUCGAAUGACAACGUCUUUCAGUCUGGAAGCUCACCGCCACCCCCUUCGACGGAUCGCCGUAGAACGAUUUCCGGAGUGGUGAGGGAUGCUGAUCGCCGGCGCAGCCGUGAAGCGAGGAGACGGACGGAGGAGAUCAAACCGUCGAGAGCACAGCUGGAUGGUGCGAGCGCGUCUUCUCGUCAGGCCCCCGUUUCGGUGCUGAAGAAGCGGAGCAAAGAUGCAGUCGAGGCUGGUGAAGAGUUCACUCCGGAAGAGCAAUGGGACCUGGUGCGAGCUGAGCAAUCUGGAGAGCUGGUUCCUGUACGGCCGAAAGCGAAGAAAGCUGGAUCGAAAGUGGCGCAGACUGGCUUUGGUGCCGUCUUGACUACGAUACUACUGGGAGUGGGCGCGCUCUGGGGUCAAGAGAAAGCUCGCGUGGGCUACUGCGGCGAGGGCCAUCACAGCAGGGAGAUUGCGGGCGUCGAAAUACCACCAUGGGCCGAUGUGCUUCGACCUCAAUGCGAGCCUUGCCCCCCUCACGCCAUCUGUGGGCCCAACUUGGAGACCGUCUGCGAGCCUGACUUUGUGCUUACACAUCACCCGCUCUCGGCGAACGGUUUCCUGCCAAUCCCCCCGACGUGUGAGCCGGACAGCAUGAAAGCGAAGAGAGUGGAGAAGGUGAAAGAGCGGGCAAUCCAUGAGCUGCGCGAGCACAAUGCCAAGUACGAAUGCGGCGAGCCGGUUCAACCUGUGCUUCGCGAAUCAGAAUUGAAGGCGCGAGUAAGCAGCAAACGCUUGAGCCGAAUGCAAGACCGGGAGUUCGAGGAGCUCUGGGCGAGCGCGAUCGGGGAAGUUCGAGACUCAGACGAGGUCACGCAGGGCAUUGACGGAUCCGGGCACUUCACCCUCCGCUCCACCAGCCUCGCCCGACUCCCCCUCAGCUGCGCCGUCCGCCGAUCCGUUCGUGAAACGGCUCGAGAGUAUUUUUGGCAACUUGUGAUUUUCUGCACUCUCCUCUCCUCUGGCGGCUACGCCCGCUACGCCUACACUUCCUCCCGCGACGCCGAGUCCCGCGCGAAACGCCUGGCGGGUCUGGCCCUCGACAAACUCAGCCAGCAAGCUGCGCUGCACGCCGCCGAACCCGAUACGUAUCGCGAAGGAUGGGUGAGCAUGGCGCAGCUGCGCGACGACGUGCUGCGCAACGAAUGGAGCACGUGGAACCGCAAGAAGAUCUGGGAGAAGGUGCAGGCGAAGGUGGAGAAGAAUGCGAAUGUGCGGCCGAUGGUGCGCGAAGGGAGGAGUGGGGAUGUUGGCCGCGUGUGGGAGUGGGUUGGCGCCGUGGGCAUGCUCGAGAGUCCUAGGGAUGCUUCUGCUGUUGCGUCUCCGUAUGGCGAGUCUGGUGGGCAUCAGAGGCGGAAGAGUGGACGUGUGAGUUUUGGGGGCGAGAGGUGGAUUGAGCCUAGUAGUUUUGCGGAUACAACGGAGAUGAGUGAGGUGAAGAGGAGCCGGUGGGAAGAGGGCGGGCAGUACUACUGAUGGCGAUGCAUGAUGGGGACUAAGACUGCGUAAGACGAAGACAGACGCAUUGCGAACGGUAGAACAUACCCACAGUAUCCCAUCACGGCUCUGAUAGCUCGUAUUCCAGUACUUCAUCAACUCCAACACCGUGCAGAGUAAAUAGAUCCACGAAGUCAUUGCCUGCAAUAACUUGAGCCUCAGGCACCCCGGCCCCUCCCGCCCGAAUCCCACGCUCCAACCCUCACAAUAUGCGACUCCCUUCUCUCCUCCUUUUUCUUCCCCCUCACACAACUAAAUCC
Neohortaea acidophila is the source of this 2495-nucleotide messenger RNA. RefSeq names its product Man1-Src1p-C-terminal domain-containing protein. The transcript has 2 exons. Bases 157 to 2214 code for a protein of 685 amino acids. Lineage: Eukaryota; Fungi; Ascomycota; Dothideomycetes; Mycosphaerellales; Teratosphaeriaceae. Gene Ontology annotation, molecular function: chromatin binding. The record is from RefSeq and is a predicted model, not a curated record. Gene Ontology annotation, cellular component: nuclear inner membrane.